This is a messenger RNA of Eptesicus fuscus (big brown bat), 678 nucleotides long. RefSeq names its product receptor transporter protein 2 (gene RTP2). NCBI's taxonomy places the organism in Eukaryota, Metazoa, Chordata, Mammalia, Chiroptera, Vespertilionidae. Gene Ontology annotation, biological process: protein targeting to membrane; protein insertion into membrane; detection of chemical stimulus involved in sensory perception of bitter taste. The coding region runs from base 1 to 678 and encodes 225 amino acids. The record is from RefSeq and is a predicted model, not a curated record. The transcript is spliced from 2 exons. Gene Ontology annotation, cellular component: cell surface. Gene Ontology annotation, molecular function: olfactory receptor binding.
AUGUCUACCAGCCUGACCACUUGUGAGUGGAAGAAAGUCUUCUAUGAGAAGAUGGAGGUAGCGAAGCCUGCCGACAGCUGGGAGCUCAUCAUAGACCCCAACCUCAAGCCCAAUGAGCUGGCCCCUGGCUGGAAGCAGUACCUGGAGCAGCAUGCCUCAGGCAGGUUCCACUGCUCCUGGUGCUGGCACACCUGGCAGUCGCCCCACGUGGUCAUCCUCUUCCACAUGCACCUGGACCGGGCCCAGAGGAUGGGUUCAGUGCGCAUGCGCGUCUUCAAGCAGCUGUGCUACGAGUGCGGCACGGCGCGGCAGGAGGAGUCCAGCAUGCUGGAGGAGAACAUCGAGAGCCUGGUGGACAACCUCAUCACCAGCCUGCGUGAGCAGUGCUACGAUGAGGACGGUGGCCAGUACCGCAUCCACGUGGCCAGCCGCCCAGACAGCGGGCCGCAUCGCAGUGAGUUCUGCGAGGCCUGCCAGGAGGGCAUUGUGCACUGGAAGCCCAGCCAGAAGCUGCUGGAGGAGGAGGCGACCUACACCUUCUCUGGUGCCUCUAAGCCUAUGCCUCAGGAGGGCUCGGGCUACAGCUUCUUCUCUCUCCGCUGGUGCCUCUUCUGGGCCUCUCUCUGCCUGCUCAUUGUCUACCUGCAGGUCUCCUUCCGCGGCUCUGUCUUCCUUUAG